Mauremys reevesii (Reeves's turtle) is the source of this 3229-nucleotide messenger RNA. It is a transcript of the gene IFT56, whose product is annotated as tetratricopeptide repeat domain 26. The transcript is spliced from 18 exons. Bases 220 to 1884 code for a protein of 554 amino acids. The record is from RefSeq and is a predicted model, not a curated record. Gene Ontology annotation, biological process: intraciliary transport involved in cilium assembly; intraciliary anterograde transport. Gene Ontology annotation, molecular function: protein binding; intraciliary transport particle B binding. Lineage: Eukaryota; Metazoa; Chordata; Testudines; Geoemydidae. Gene Ontology annotation, cellular component: ciliary basal body; intraciliary transport particle B; ciliary base.
AGGCGCGAGCCGCACCGGAAACGUCCCUUCGCAAACUCUCCCCGGAGAAUCGAGCGGCUUCUCUUUUGCGCCAGCCGCGGGGUCGGGGCCGGAACUGUGAGCUGGGACCUGAGUUCCAGCCGGGCCCUAUUCGGUGUCUCACUUACUCAUUCUCCCUCCCCCCCCCGCGGCGUUACCGGGGUAACGGAGUCGUUGGAGCAGCGAGGAGCCCGGGGCAAGAUGAUGCUCUCCCGGGCCAAGCCGGCCGUGGGGGGCGCCCCGCCGCAGGGCGACAAACGGAAGAAGAAAGGCAAGAAAGUCCCGCAGCUGGAGGAGCUGCUGGCCCAGAGGGACUUCACCGGCGCUAUCGCCCUGCUGGAGUUUAAACGGCAUGUGGGGGAACAAGAUGAGGACACUGACCUCUGGAUUGGAUACUGCGCCUUUCACCUGGGGGACUACAAGAGAGCAUUGGAGGAGUAUGAGGCUUUGACCAAGCAACCAGGUUGCAACCCUGAUGUCUGGGUGAACCUAGCAUGCACUUACUUCCUCUUGGGGAUGUAUACACAAGCUGAACAGGCAGGCUUGAAAGCACCUAAAAGUCGACUCCAGAAUCGUCUGCUCUUUCAUCUAGCACAUAAGUUCAGUGAUGAAAAGAAAUUGAUGAGCUUCCACCAGAAUUUGCAGGACAUCACAGAAGAUCAGCUUAGUCUGGCAUCUAUCCACUAUAUGCGGUCCCACUACCAAGAGGCUAUUGAUAUCUACAAACGCAUACUGCUUGAUAACCGGGAAUACCUGGCUCUCAACGUAUAUGUGGCUUUAUGUUACUACAAACUGGAUUACUAUGAUGUUUCACAAGAGGUGCUGGCUGUUUACCUUCAGCAAGUUCCUGACAGCACCAUAGCUCUUAACCUCAAGGCUUGUAACCACUUCCGUCUUUACAAUGGCAAGGCUGCUGAGGCAGAACUCAAGAGUCUGAUGGACAAUGCCUCGUCAUCUUUUGAGUUUGCUAAGGAGCUCAUUAAACACAAUCUGGUUGUAUUCCGAGGUGGGGAAGGGGCUCUGCAGGUUCUGCCACCCCUGGUUGAUGUUAUUCCUGAAGCCAGAUUGAACCUGGUGAUUUACUAUCUCCGUCAAGAUGAUGUGCAGGAGGCUUAUAACCUGAUUAAGGACCUGGAACCUACAACUCCACAGGAGUACAUACUCAAGGGAGUGGUGAAUGCAGCCCUUGGACAGGAAAUGGGCUCAAGGGAUCAUCUGAAAAUUGCUCAACAGUUCUUCCAGCUUGUGGGAGGAUCAGCCAGUGAAUGUGAUACAAUCCCAGGGAGACAGUGCAUGGCCUCCUGCUUCUUUCUGCUCAGACAAUUUGAUGAUGUCCUGAUUUACCUCAACUCAGUCAAGAGUUAUUUCUACAAUGAUGACACUUUUAACUUUAACUACGCCCAAGCCAAAGCUGCCACUGGCAAUACCAGCGAGGGUGAGGAGGUGUUCCUCUUGAUCCAGAGUGAGAAGAUAAAGAAUGAUUAUGUUUACCUUAGCUGGCUGGCUCGUUGCUAUAUCAUGAAUAAGAAGCCUCGACUGGCCUGGGAGCUCUACCUGAAGAUGGAAACCUCAGGAGAGUCCUUCAGUCUCUUGCAACUCAUUGCAAAUGACUGCUACAAGAUGGGCCAGUUUUACUAUUCAGCCAAAGCCUUUGAUGUUCUGGAGAGACUGGACCCUAACCCUGAAUACUGGGAAGGCAAGAGGGGUGCCUGUGUGGGCAUCUUCCAAAUGAUCUUAGCUGGCCGAGAACCCAAAGAGACAUUGCGGGAAGUGCUACAUCUCCUAAGGAGCACUGGUAACCCUCAGGUAGAGUAUAUCAUCCGCAUCAUGAAGAAGUGGGCCAAAGAGAACAGAGUGCCUGUCUAAGACAGCAUCACCAAGAAAACCAGGUCAGAUGCCAUCUUUUUGUGCAUAGCGGAGGGCAUGGAGUCCAGCCCUCCCCCCCCACACCUUCAUUCACCCUCCCACCCCACACACAUCUUCCUUGUAGUCUUCGUUUAGGGCUGGCCUCUCAUCAAACAUUAAAGAGACUGCCAAACUCUCAGAUGGAGCAAAAAGAGUACUGGAGUUGGACUGCACAAAAUUUCAAUGAUUUUGGUAUGAAGGAUUUCUUUUGGACAGAAGGGGUUUGAAUUCCAUGCUCUUCUCACCUAGAUCCGAGUGGCGUUUUUUCUGUUCUACAGCAAUCCCAGUGUCUAGUUCAAGGGUUCUCAACCUUUUUCAUAUUUUGAUUCCAAUGUUCAGCAACUCAAACUGUCCCUCACAGGCACUCCAGACUCCUUUGCACCAGCUCCCACAGUACUGCAUAAGAUGUACUGUGGCAAUUUGAGAGGUUUACAUUUUAAAAUAGUUCUCCUGGCCUUCAAAGAAGAACUCAGCAAAUCUGCUUCAGCACAAGAGUGGUGAUGGCAAAUGGAAGAAGGAUUGUGUUAUCUUAGCAACUGACUUACUAUUAACAGUUAACAUGUUUUUAAUAUUCCUGGCCUACUGCAGGGUGGAACACACCACAUCCUGAGCAACAUCCAUUUUGAGAUGGAUCCUACUGACCAAUUUAUAACCUCUUUAUCUCUUUCCUUUUUGUCCAAAAGGAUUUGCUAUCCCUUGGCCAAAGUCAGAUUAAUUCUGAACAUGAAGCUAAUCAACCACAAAUGCAGGGCCCCAGAAUUGCUUACUUAUUUUCAAGGAGGAUAGUUACAAGAUUUGGGGGAUUGCUUUUCAAAGCAUGAGGUUCUGAUUGGCUGAGCUGUUUCUUGCUAUAGAGUCUGAUCCUGCAAACAUUUGUGCAUGUUAGUAAAUUUGCUCAUGUGAAUUGUCCCACCAGUUUACCUCUCGCAUCAAUAAAGUUAUUCAUGUAUGUUUACAGGAUCAGGCCCUUCACCAGUCACUACCUUAGACAGCAAUAUGUUGUGCGUUUGCUUGACAGUUUUGCCCAGCAAAUACUCUGCUGUGUUUCAAGGUGGUCUGGAAAGGGAAUUGGGGAGAAUCCUUUUCAGAAUAGACCACUUAAUCCUAAAGGAGAUGAAAUUCUAAGAAGAUGCACAAUGGAUAUGAUAUAGAAAUGAAUUGUAGAGCUUACAGUACAUAAUAUCUGUACAUUAUUUGUAAAGGAAAAAUUACUUAACUUAUAAAGUAUUUUUGUACCUUGUGACAAGAUAUUUCAUUGAACACUAUGAUGUUUGUACCUUGAUUAAAGCUUAUACUUGGAUUUUCA